AUGGGGCAUUCUUCCAAAGGUCAGAGGAAUGUAAUAUCGUUGCACUUUUCUUGGUCUAACUCUAAACGGUAUCGGAUUCCAGAGUUCCCGUUUUCGAUGGAGAACAUCCCGAGGCAAACCAGCUUCGGCUGCUUUUCACUCAAGAUUGGGAGCAUCUUUUCAGCGCUAAUCGUCAUACUCUACUCAGUCUUGGCCCUAGCGCAAUGCCUGGCCAUACUCAGCGGGUGGCCACACGAGCCCCAUCUCAACAGUCCAAUGGCCUAUGGCCUGGUGGUGACCGUCGCCAUCGUGCAUGCUGUCACGCUGUUCCUAUCCACCGUCAUGCUGAUUGGAGCACUGAGGGAAGACGCCCGCCUCAUGCGGCCGUGGGUGAUCUGGACCUCCAUCCAAGUGAUGUGCUACAUGCUGCUGUUCAUCUUCUACAUGGUGAAUAACUUCUCUGACAACAGCCUCACGGUCUACGUCAUCGAGCUCCUUAGCUUGCUGGUCCAUUGCUACAUGCUGAUGCUAGUGUCCAGCUACUACAAGCAGCUGGAGGAAGAGCGAGACGAAAGACUAAAGAGUCUCAUCAACAAAGACAUUUGGCAUGAGUACGCGUAAGACGGACUGAAUAAUGGAGCGUUUUCACGAUCAACUCCCAUGUAUAAUGUAAUAGUUUAUGUGACCGCUA
Cydia amplana is the source of this 670-nucleotide messenger RNA. RefSeq lists its product as uncharacterized. The record is from RefSeq and is a predicted model, not a curated record. Lineage: Eukaryota; Metazoa; Arthropoda; Insecta; Lepidoptera; Tortricidae. The transcript has 5 exons. The coding region runs from base 1 to 600 and encodes 199 amino acids.